Messenger RNA from Anisakis simplex (herring worm), 774 nucleotides. NCBI's taxonomy places the organism in Eukaryota, Metazoa, Nematoda, Chromadorea, Rhabditida, Anisakidae. The record is from the annotation of a GenBank genome assembly.
AUGUCGCGUCGAAAACUGGAAGUGCUUGGUUUCUCAUCGGAUAGCAUCGAUUAUGAAGAUGCGGCUCAAGUGCAUGAAUUGAUCGAUUGGUUGGAAGAUCAUCACAUCCGUCAUUAUAAACCUGAACAUCGGAGCGCUCUUCGUGCAGUCGACCUUGACAUAUGGCAACCGGCUAUGGAGAAGGUUGGUAGUUAUUUAGCUGAGUUGGGUUGUUUAUUAAAAUUGGGUGAAACACCGCUAAAGGAGAUUAUCGAUUGGCUUCUUGAUUACGCGAUCGCUUUGCAGUACGCCUCAAACAAAGAAGCACAUAAUUUAACGUCGAAAUCGCUGGCUGAAAUGCGAGAAGAACGCUACCAUCGACAAAAAGCUAGCGACCCACUGAGCAAUCUGGAUUUCCAAAGCGAGGCGGCGAAAAAAGGUAUCGAGAGUCUGCGAUCGGUGUUGGGCAUUGCGACCUAUCCAGAUCCAGAUGUUUUGCUGAACGCUUCGUGCAAGUUCAUAGUCGUAAAUCUAACGGAUGAUGCGAUCGAUGAGUCGAAUAAAGCUAAUAAGGCUGGCGCUCCUCAGGCGAUGACCAUGCAACUGAGUCGUUUCGAUUUGGGUAUGCUUUCGAGUAAAGACGGAGGUGUGGAUGCAGCAGUUCGUGCGCUUCGGUUGAAUCACUUGGAAAACCUUAGAGAAGUACAAACAGAAAUCAACGAGGCAAUUGUAGCCGUGCAGGAGUUGACAGCAGAUCCAAAAACAGAUAAACGACUGGGCAAAGUUGGUUUCUAG